This is a messenger RNA of Humulus lupulus (European hop), 1095 nucleotides long. RefSeq lists its product as uncharacterized. NCBI's taxonomy places the organism in Eukaryota, Viridiplantae, Streptophyta, Magnoliopsida, Rosales, Cannabaceae. The record is from RefSeq and is a predicted model, not a curated record. The coding region runs from base 1 to 1095 and encodes 364 amino acids. The transcript has 2 exons.
AUGAGUCUAGAGGAAAUCAUAAUUGCAGAGUGUACUGACGAUCAUGAUGAUCAAUAUUUCAAAGCGCUCAUGGAUGGGGGUAGCUCAACAAGACAAGGAAGAAAGAGAGCCCACAUUGAUAGGGGUCAUGUAGAAGGACACCAACGUUUGUUCGAUGACUACUUUUCUGAUGAACCGGUGUAUACAGAAUAUCAAUUUCGAAGAAGAUUUAGAAUGCAUAGACAUGUAUUCCUACGCAUAGUGCAAGCUCUAGAAAAUCAUUCAGAGUAUUUCCAUAUGAGGUUUGAUGCAGUCGGUAGAAGGGGGCUUUUGCCAUUACAGAAGUGCACCGCUGCUAUGCGAAUGUUGGCAUAUGGAGCGCCUGUCAAUUAUGUUGAUGAGUAUGUUCAAAUUGGUGAAACUACCGCUAUUGAAUGUCUAGUCAAUUUCGUUCGAGGAGUGAAUGAUAUUUUUGGGACCGAAUAUUUAAGACGACCCAAUGCUGGGGACAUUCGUCGCUUACUUCAAAUGGGGGAGGUGCGUGGAUCCAAUAAUGAUCUCAACGUGUUAAAUCAAUCCCCAAUAUUCACUGAUAUCUUACAAGGGCAAGCUCCGAGAGUUGAGUUUACGAUAAAUGGCACGCAAUACAAUAAGGGGUACUAUCUAGCAGAUUGUAUUUAUCCAGAGUGGGGUACAUUUGUUAAAACUAUCCCACUGCCUCAAGGAGAGAAAAGAAAAUUAUUUGCCCGAUGCCAAGAAGCGGUACGCAAAGAUGUUGAGCUAGCAUUCAGAGUACUUCAAUCUCGUUUUGCUAUUGUACGAGGACCAAUAUGUUUUUGGCAAAAUGAUGUUCUCAAAGAUAUUAUAUAUGCAUGCAUCAUAUUGCACAACAUUAUUGUCGAGGAUGAAAGAGAUGCAUAUGAGGGUUUGUUUGAUUUUAAUUAUGAUGACGGCUCUGCCGACACCCUAAUGGUUGAAGUAUUGCAUGGACCUAUUUCUGACUUCCCGACAAUGCUUCAAAGAAAUGCUGAAAUUCGUGAUAGAAACAUUCAUCGCAAUCUUCAGGCGUACUUGGUAGAGCACAUAUGGUCAAAAUUUGGAAAUCAUUUUAAUUAG